This is a messenger RNA of Symbiodinium sp. CCMP2592, 1962 nucleotides long. NCBI's taxonomy places the organism in Eukaryota, Dinophyceae, Suessiales, Symbiodiniaceae. The record is from the annotation of a GenBank genome assembly.
AUGGCGCGGGCCGUACCCUUUCCGACUGGUGGCUGGACGCCUGAUGACGACAGGGAGGUUGGCGUGGCUUGGAAUUCUGAUCCGCCGGAUGGUCCGAAGAAAAUAGUUGUGGCCCAGGUGGUGCCGCCCUGGGAUGAUGUGCGCCUGGAAACCGAUCCCAGCGGAACUGGUCCGUUGCAAACUGGUGAUCUGAACGGGGCAGCGGAUAACAGCCAAGCCUCUAGGGCUUUCAUGGCCCUCAUUGACCAGCUUGUGCAGCAGGAGGGCUCGAAGGGUUCGGAUAAUGAGCACGACGCUCCCCUGGCACAGGUAUCUCUGAAGGUGCCAGAGACGGAGCAUCGGCGCGUCAGAAAAGAGUACAGUAGUUCCGACACAGAAUCCGGGAAGCCUCAUCACAAGCACAUCAAUGCCAAUCAGCUGCUACAUGCCUUGAGCAGCGAGGAUGAUGUUCGGCUGGGUGCCUACAUGGUGGCUGCCUAUGACGACGAUGAUGACCUGGACCUUCUCAUGAAGCCUCAGGAGACGGAAUCCGAGCAUCGGGCUCGUCUGAGCAAGAUGACGAGGCUGGAGAGGAUAGCGGACUGGUUCGAGUCAGCUCAAUAUGAGAUGCUGAUCGCCGCCGUGCUCUGCUUCAAUGUCCUGUGGAUGGCCCUGGAGGCUCAGGUGGACGGCUACCGUUCCGGCCACACCAUCGGUGUUUUUCAGACCGUGGUGGUGUCUGAUGAAACCUGGGCAGUGUGGGAGAUCGUGUUUGCGAUCGGUGACUUCACCUUCACCGCCUUUUUCGUGCUGGAUGUUCUCGUGCGAAUAGCGAUUUUACGAUGCAAGUUCUGGAAGGUGCCAAUGAACUACAUUGACGUUGCCGUGUCUGGGACAUCACUCUUGGAGAUAGUCCUGUUCUACGCCACGAGUGCCAAUUUGGCGGUAAAUCCGAUCCUUUUCCGACUGUUGCGUAUCGGGAAACUGGCUAGAGCAAUUCGCAUGAUUACUAUGAACAGCGUGCUGGCUUCCUUGCAUCUGCUUAUUCGUUGCCUGGCAGCCAGUACGAAUAUCUUGUUCUGGACGUUUUGCUUGAUCGCCUUCUUUCAAUGCGUUUCGGGAAUGGUUGCCAACACACUUUGCCGGGACUUCAUCAACGACGAAAGCCAGUCGUUGCAAGUGCGCGAAGAUGUGUUUCGAUACUAUGGAACUUUCAGCCGGACUUUCCUGUCGAUGUUUGAACUGUUAUUUGCCAACUGGAGCCCGCCGUGCCGAGUGCUGGUCGAGAACAUCAGCGAGUGGUUUUCGGUCUAUUUCCUUCUGUACAGGUGUGUUCUUGGAUACGCAGUGCUCAAUGUGGUCUCUGCGGUCUUCGUACAGCAGACAAUGAAAACGGCCAGCUCCGACGAAGAGCUUGCAUUCAAGCAGAAGGAGAGGGACAUUGCCAUGUAUACGAGGAAAGUGAGGAGAUUGUUCCAGACGAUGGAUGUAUCGGGGGAUGGAGUCAUCAACUACGAAGAGUUCUCGAAGCUCGUCAAAUCCCCGAUGUUGAAGUUUUGGAUGAGCCAGUUGGAGCUAGAAUACCACGAUCUCAUGUCCUUGUUCGAGUUCUUGGAUAACGGCGAUGGUGAGAUUACGCUUAGGGAGUUCAUCGAAGGAGCGGCACGGCUCCGUGGUGGAGCCAAGGCGCUAGACAUCUGGCGCAUCGAGACCAAGGUGGAGCUGCUAUUUCAGGAAGUCCUCAGCGCAAUCAAAGACCUGACGCAGGACCAGGAAGGCACGGCCACUGUCGGCGAAGUGUUCAGCAAAGCCAGGUAUCGCCACAUCAUCACCGCAGCACGUGGCGCGGGGGCCUCUCAGGAGGAUCUCCGGCUUGAUGGUGCGAACUACGUGUCGGAGGGGGGUCGAUCUGCCAGCACCAGACGCUCAUCUGUGAGACAGAGCUCCAAAGAGCCGGUAGAUCCUCAGAAUUCUCAGGAGUAA